UCUCCAUACCCGUAGGGUUCGCGACUCGAGUGCACGGAUCGGUCGCCUGAUCGUUGUUCUCUUUCUCCGCGCUACGAGCAGAUACUACUGGAGUGACUAACUUUCCUCAGGCAUUUCAGGAGAUUUCCUUGAUUUUCUGCAGUCAGUUAGUCUUUGCGGUGCCUGACUCCACAUUGUGUAAACGCUCUCUCUGUCCUUCGCGAUGAGUGCCAUCGGAAUCGAUUUGGGCACGACGUACUCCUGCGUCGGUGUCUUCCAGCGCGGCAAAGUGGAGAUCAUCGCCAACGACCAGGGCAACCGUACCACGCCUAGCUAUGUGGCCUUCAACGAUACCGAGCGUCUCAUCGGUGACGCAGCCAAGAACCAGGUGGCCAUGAACCCGACCAACACCGUCUUCGAUGCGAAGCGAUUGAUUGGUCGGCGAUUCGACGACGAAACUGUGACGUCUGACCGAAAGCACUGGCCUUUCAAGGUGGUUAGGGAUGGCUCGAAGCCCAAGAUUGAGGUCGAGUACAAGUCGAAGAAGAAGACAUUCUGCCCAGAAGAGAUCUCCUCCAUGGUGCUGACCAAGAUGAAGGAGACUGCCGAAGCCUACCUCGGAAAAGGUAUCAGCAAUGCUGUGAUCACCGUACCCACCAUUUUCAAUGACUCCCAGCGACAGGCUACGAAAGAUGCCGGCACCAUCUGCGGCCUCAAUGUUCUGCGUAUCAUCAACGAGCCAACUGCGGCAGCCAUUGCGUACGGUCUCGACAAGAAGCAGGGCGGUAAGCGCAACGUUCUGGUUUUCGAUCUUGGCGGCGGAACCUUCGGUGUGUCUGUACUCACGAUUGAGGAUGGCAUCUUCGAGGUCGAAUCCACGGCUGGUGACACUCACUUGGGCGGUGAAGAUUUUGACAACAGACUUGUCAACCAUUUCCUCGCAGAGUUCAAGCGAAAGCACAAGAAGGACCUGGGCAACAACAAGCGCGCUGUCCGUCGCCUACGCACUGCCUGCGAGCGAGCGAAGCGCACGCUCUCCUCGAGCACGCAAGCAAGCAUUGAAAUAUACUCCCUGUUCGAGGGUGUCGACUUCUACACGUCCAUCACUCGUGCUCGAUUUGAGGAGCUGUGUGCUGAUCUCUUCCGUGGCACCCUUGAUCCUGUUGAGAAGGCCAUGCGCGAUGCAAAGCUUGGCAAAGGUGAAGUCCAUGACUUGGUCUUGGUUGGUGGCUCAACGCGUAUUCCAAAGGUCCAGAAACUCCUCCAAGACUUCUUCAACGGCAAGGAGCUGAACAAGAGCAUGAAUCCUGAUGAAGCUGUUGCCUAUGGUGCGGCUGUGCUGGCAGCUAUUCUGUCUGGUGACAAAAGUGAGGCCGUUCAGGACCUACUUCUGCUCGAUGUUGCACCUCUCUCGCUGGGUAUCGAGACUGCCGGCGGUGUGAUGGCCUCGCUUAUCAAGCGGAACACCGACGUCCCAACGAAACAAACACAGACUUUCACCACGUACUCUGAUAACCAGCCCGGUGUACUGAUCCAGGUGUAUGAAGGUGAGCGUGCCAUGACCCGUGACAACAACUUGCUGGGCAAGUUUGAGCUGGUUGAUAUUCCUCCAACACUGCGCGGUAUACCCCAGAUUGAGGUCACAUUCGACAUCGAUGCCAACGGUAUUCUCAACGUCAGUGCUGUUGACAAGAGCACCGGCAAGGAGAACAAGAUCACCAUCACCAAUGACAAGGGCCGUCUCUCCAAGGAAGACAUCGAGCGUAUGGUCAACGACGCUGAGAAGUACCGCCAAGAAGAUGAAGCCCAGAGGGAUCGUAUUGGCGCUAAGAACAGUCUUGAGAGCUAUGCUUUCAACAUGAAAAGCUCCAUUGAGGACGAAAAAGUCGCGGACAAGAUCGAUGAGGCUGACAAGAAGACCAUUCUUGACAAGUGUAGUGAAGUGAUCCAGUGGCUCGACGCGAACCAGUCGGCCGAGAAGGAUGAGUACGAGUAUCAGCAGAAGGAGGCCGAGAAGGUCUGCACGCCUAUCAUGACCAAGCUGUACGCUGGUGCUGGUGGUGCUCCUGGUGGUAUGCCCGGUGGUAUGCCCGGUGGUCAGCCAGCUGGAGGCAGCAGCAGCGCCUCGGGCCCCACCAUUGAGGAAGUUGAUUAAUUUAUUAUUGUGGUGUUGAACAAAACGUGUCCUGGGUUCUGAUGAAAUACUGUCCUAAAGCUUAACUCAGUUUAUGCUCCCAUUCCUUGCCAAUUAUUCCCGUAGCUAUGCAGAAGACGUUACUUCAGGCGCGUCUGGCGCUAGCCAGGGUCCACACAGCUUUCAUUUGGUGUUUGUGUGUUUGUGUCACGCCUGGCGCUAUCCCGUAUCUGUCCCGUACCGUACCGUACCAUCAAACACAGCUGGCCACAUACAGCUGGCCGCACUAUUCAAAUAGGGCUUUCAAACGCAAGAUCAUAACUUGAA
Sycon ciliatum is the source of this 2440-nucleotide messenger RNA. Its product is annotated as heat shock cognate 71 kDa protein-like. The record is from RefSeq and is a predicted model, not a curated record. Gene Ontology annotation, cellular component: nucleus; cytoplasm; plasma membrane. Gene Ontology annotation, molecular function: ATP binding; ATP-dependent protein folding chaperone. Bases 203 to 2134 code for a protein of 643 amino acids. The transcript is spliced from 5 exons. NCBI's taxonomy places the organism in Eukaryota, Metazoa, Porifera, Calcarea, Leucosolenida, Sycettidae.